ACUCUAAAGUUGCUGGUGCUUGUGGUGAAAUAGUUGCCAUGAAAGGCAAAGGCUGGAAUAAACUAUUGAUUCCAAUCGUGGCAGCCCAAAACUUUGAAUAUAAAAUGUCUAACAUUUUGGAUAAGCCAUUUGAAUCAGUGUUUGGGUAUAUUACUGUUUUACCCGGAGCUUUUUCCGCCUAUAGGUAUAUUGCUCUCCAAAAUACUAAAAAUGAGAACGGAGAGGAGGAAGGUCCUCUAGCAUCGUAUUUUAAAGGUGAAAUUAAUGAUGAAAAAAAAGUUGAUAAAAAAGAAGAAAGCAUAUUUACUGCUAACAUGUAUCUUGCUGAAGAUCGUAUUCUUUGUUUUGAAUUGGUUGCAAAACGUGACAGCUCUUGGUUAUUGCAUUAUGUUAAGUCAUCCCAAGCCGAAACAGAUGUGCCUGAAGAUAUUGCUGGACUGAUUACUUCAUUGGGUCCCAAUGCAGAUUUAAAGUCUACUGCUACUGUAAAUGCUAUUCUUAAGAAUACUACUUUUAAUGUAUCAAAGUUACAGAAAGCUGUCAAUGUUGUGUCUAGUUCGGGAAAGCCUACAGUCGAAGUUACAGUGCCUGAAGAUGUUAACGAUGUAUAUAAACAAGCACUUGAUGCAGUAAGGCAACCAAAGGUUGAUGAUGUAUCGAUUGCUACACCAUCACAAAAAAAAGAAGAUUCUAGAAAAUC
Molecule: messenger RNA, 700 nt
Organism: Racocetra fulgida
Lineage: Eukaryota; Fungi; Glomeromycota; Glomeromycetes; Diversisporales; Gigasporaceae
Source: the annotation of a GenBank genome assembly